Molecule: messenger RNA, 2524 nt
Organism: Lotus japonicus
Lineage: Eukaryota; Viridiplantae; Streptophyta; Magnoliopsida; Fabales; Fabaceae
Product: F-box/kelch-repeat protein At5g15710
Exons: 1
Coding region: 540-1856 (438 amino acids)
Molecular function (GO): protein binding
Source: RefSeq, a predicted model, not a curated record
CAACAGGAGUGCAGGACCACAAUAAGUACCACGUAGUAGUCUUGAAUUUUGUUGUUGCCUUUGUCAAACACUGACGAAGUAAAUCAAAAUCCAAAGAAAGAUAGACUCUAAUCUGAAGCCAAGUUACCUUGUUUCUUCUAAGAAUCUCUAUCCUUCAAGCUCCAGCAAUUUUUUUUCUUCUUCUCAUCAAUGGUAACUUCACGGUUUGAAAAUCUCAAGGUAAUUUCAUUCAUCACCCCACCAUUGAUAGAGUCUGCUGUUCUCUUCUCUCUGAUUAAAAAAACAAUCUUUUCUUGCUGAAUUAUUCAAAUGCUCAUCUGGGUCUGGAAAUAUUUAUCAUAUUUGACCGUGUAUGAGAAUUUUAGAUCUUGAUCUGGGUUAACUAUUAUGGGCUGCUUCAGAAUUUUCAUGCUUUGGGGUAUCAGUGAUUGAAGCAAUAUCUGUGAGUAUAAUCUUUUGAUGGUUUGAGGCUGGAAAUCUGGAAUAGGAGUGUGAAUCUGGAUAUUUGGUUGAUUUGGGGUUUUGAGGAAUUAGAGAACAUGGAUUGUAUUGGGCAUUCUUCUGAAUCAGGGUCAGGAGUGUGUAUUGUUCAAUCAGUAGAAAAUGGGGUUUUUGGUGGAGAUGGGAGGUUCUGUAAGCAACCUUCUCCUCCAAGGGGUGGUGGGUCUAGGAAUACUAGUCCAAUGGGUCGCGCAGGGUCCCGGAACACCAGCCCUUCGCGGCAGAAGGUUGUUAAGACCAAGCCUCGGGGUUUGGAUGAGGAAACACAUGCCACAUUUGGUAAGAUAGUUCAUGUUGAUGUUCAGAUGGAGGAUAACAUAUGGGCGAUGUUGCCUGAGGACUUGUUGCAUGAGAUCUUAGCUAGGGUUCCUCCGUUUUUGAUUUUCCGGCUUCGGUCGGUAUGUAAACGGUGGAAUUCACUGCUUCAGGACAGUAGUUUUCUCAAGUUUCAUUCCAGUGUUCCGUCGCACGGGCCUUGUCUUCUUACUUUCUGGAAGAACUCGCAGAUCCCGCAAUGUUCGGUCUUCAGCUUGCCCCUGAAGACUUGGUAUAGGAUACCUUUCGCAUUUUUGCCGCAGUGGGCGUUCUGGUUGGUUGGCUCUUCUGGUGGCCUUGUUUGCUUUUCCGGGCAUGACGGGCUAACUUUUAAAACCCUGGUUUGUAAUCCCCUUACUCAAACUUGGAGGACAUUGCCAAGCAUGCAUUUUAAUCAGCAAAGGCAACUGAUAAUGGUUGUUGAUCGGCUGAACCGGUCAUUUAAAGUGAUAGCCACUAAUGAUAUAUGUGGUGACAAAUCAUUGCCUACUGAAGUUUAUGACUCGAAGGCAGAUAGUUGGUCAGUUCAUCAGAUGAUGCCAGCAGCUAAUCUCUGCUCAUCAAAGAUGGCUUAUUGUGACUCGAGAUUGUACCUUGAAACCCUUUCACCACUUGGUUUGAUGAUGUAUAGACUCGACACAGAUCACUGGGAACAUAUUCCGGCAAAGUUCCCGCGAUCUUUACUGGAUGGAUAUUUGGUUGCCGGUACCCAGAAGCGUCUUUUUCUUGUUGGAAGGAUUGGCCUGUACAGCACACUCCAGAGCAUGAGAAUUUGGGAAUUGGACCAUGCCAAAUCUAUGUGGGUGGAGAUCAGUAGGAUGCCCCCGAAGUAUUUCCGCUCUUUGUUGAGAUUAUCAGCUGAGAGAUUCGAAUGCUUUGGGCAAGAUAACUUAAUCUGCUUCACGUCUUGGAACCAAGGGAAGGGCCUUCUAUUUGAUGUGGAUAAGAAGAUCUGGUCUUGGAUCGGUGGGUGUGCUCUUCAGUCAUACAACAAUCAAGUCUGUUUCUACGAGCCAAGGUUCGAUGCUUCUAUAUACUAAGCUAGAGGCUCAUAGUCUUAUGACAUGAUGUCGGAUAUCCAUCAACUCUUACAAAACAAAGGCUUAUCUGUGAUUUUUAUCUUGACAUAAUGACAUGUUUUCUUUGCUAUGAGAUUCUCUCUAACCAUUCUAUUUGAUGUUACUUCACAAUGGGCUGAUAUUGUAUAUCUUACAAAUUAUUUCAAAGAGAAUGCUUGAUUGUCAAUAUCGGUUUAGCUCCAUAGACAGAUUUUGUGAAUGGAAUUGAAAGAGGCAAGAGGCAGUGGUGACAAUGUUAGUGGGAUCUGCCCCUGAUGUAGACUUCUCAUGAAAGGUUAUGACCUUAUACAUAACUAUUGGAAUGCUUAAAAGGGGGUACUGGGAUAAUGGUGUUCAGGGUACGUUUUUAACUUUCAGAAGACAUUUUCUUCCUUGAGCAUUACCCCUUGAAAAUGCACAGGGCUUUGUAAUUGCACAUUGUAAACUAUUACUUCUUCAAUGUCACUGGGUUAUCGGUGUAAUGUAACUGUUUUAAAUCUUGUCUUUUAACCUUAUGUAACUUUUCAUGUAAAUGGGUUCUCCCCCCAUCUUGCUUUUUGUUUGGCCAAGAUACUUCAUUAAGAACAUGAUUUCCUUUGUAGCUUUGCGAUCUUGAUCAGAUUAUAGAAAUUGAUUUGACUUGGCUGUUA